Messenger RNA from Durusdinium trenchii, 2385 nucleotides. The record is from the annotation of a GenBank genome assembly. Lineage: Eukaryota; Dinophyceae; Suessiales; Symbiodiniaceae.
AACAAUUGCUGGUCCACGAGUAGUCGAACAGAUUAGUGCACCAUGGCAGUGCAACCGUUGCAGCUUGGGCCGCUGGACUAUCAGAACUUGUCUAGUUUUUUCCCUGCGUAUUUCCCUUCGGAUCUAGGUGAAGGAGGUGUGAUGAGGCGAGAGGAAGCUCAAGAGGCGCUUCAAUGGUGCAUGGCCUUUACCUGUGUGGCCUUCAAUUCAACUGUCCCCGAGAUCUCGGAAGCGCUGCAACACCGGAGGGCCCGAUUCUCUUUAGAUCAACUUCGCUCUGCAAGACACGGGUCCCCAAACUCAGAGUUUGAUUUGGCAAAGAGACUUAUGUGUCAGGCCGACAAGUGCCUCGCCGAAAUUGGAUUGGGUUUUGAUCUUGCAUGCGCCCUUCUUCAGAGACACACUCCAAAGCUCCAUGAGAACAUAGAGAGCCCUGCCAUGCGGCCGGUUGAUGUAGAGCUGGUGGCGCCGGAGUUAGACCAACCAGUCCAAGCCGUGCGAUCAGAGAUGAUUGAUCGCUAUAUAGGUCUCAGAGGAACGGUGGUGCGUGCUGCGAACAUUUCUCCUUUGAUCACCGAAUUGAGUUUUACAUGCGGUCGCUGUUCCACAGAAGUGGUCAUGAAAGCAGUCGAGGGCCGCUUUGAAUAUCCAUCCAGCUGUCCCAAGAAGUGCCGUUUUGCGCGAUUCAGUGUCAACAGAGAGAAGUGCAAAGCUAUUGAUUGGCAGCGUGUCCGUUUGCAAGAAGACUAUGCUGAAAUGGCAGCUGGAAAUGGACCACAAAGACGCAUGCCUCGUACUGUGGACUGUGAUCUGAAGCGUGGGCUGGUCGGCUCCUGUGUGCCCGGGGAUGUAGUGACUGUCUAUGGAAUUGUCCGCUGCAUGCCAACAUCGGGGGGCAUGUCGGGCGGUGGUGAUGGCCGCCAAGCGCCCACAAAGUCCUUGUACAUAUUGUUUUUGGAGGUGAAGGCAGUUGUGAACAAUCGCCGUGCUGACUCACUAAAUCGGACUGGCACGGCCCAGUGCGAGGACGAGUUCUCACCUUUGCAGCUGUCCUUCAUUCGGGAGAUUUACAAGGAGCACGAAAAGUUGCCACUCUUGGUGGCAUCAUUUUGCCAGCACAUUUAUGGCCAGCACUUGGUGAAGGCAGCUUUGCUCCUUGCAGUGCUCGGAGGACUUCCUAUCCGUUCAGAUGGUCCAGAGCAGCGCCUGCGACGCAGAGGUGAUGUGCAUGUGCUCCUGUUGGGAGAUCCAGGCCUUGGCAAGAGUGAGCUGCUGAGAGCCCUUGCAAGAUUGAGUCACCGAGGCGUGUACGUCUCUGGGAAUUCCUCAUCAACUGCAGGAUUGACAGCCUCUGUUGUGCGAGAUCCGUCUGGAGAGUUUGCUUUAGAGGCUGGGGCUUUGAUUCUGGCCGACAAUGGCCUUUGCUGCAUUGAUGAGUUUGACAAGAUGGGCUCGGAUCAGCAGUCCUUGCUGGAAGCCAUGGAGCAACAGACUGUAUCCAUUGCAAAGGCAGGGAUUGUUUGCACCUUACCUGCCAGAACCACCGUGGUCACCGCAGCCAAUCCCAGCAAGGGCUCCUGGGAUAUGAGCUUGACACUUGCGCAGAACCUGAAGGGUGUGAUGUCUGAAGCCCUCCUGAGUCGUUUUGAUAUCAUAUUCCUCAUGCGCACCGAGGAUGAUCCCAACCAGGAUUCUGCCAUGUCUCGGCACAUCAUCAACCAGCGCAUGCACAAUGCACGCCGCCCAGACCCCCAGCCAGAAGAUUGGUCCAACACAGCUGAUGCAGAAUCGGGCCGAGAGAGCUUAAAGAGCAGGUUGACACAGGCAAGUGCAGAGCAAGCUCUUCCGGCCGAGCUUUUGCAGACCUACCUUCGCUAUGCCAAGCGGUAUGCUCACCCCACCCUGAGUAAAGAGGCCAAGCAGCGCAUCAAGGAGUUCUAUUUGGAGCGACGGAAUGGGCCGCAGGGUGCGCUCCUGGUGACGCCGCGGCAGCUCGAAGCCUUAAUCCGCUUGAGUGAGGCGAGGGCGCGGGCAGAACUCCGAGACGUGGUCACCAAAGCAGAUGUGGAGGAUGUCUUGGAACUCCUUCGUCAUGGCUUCAACUUUCAGGAAGAAUUCUUACAAGUUCCAACGCGGAAGGGCAAAUCAAAAUCAAAUGCCUUGGUGGAUCGACUGACCCAGUUCAUGGAUCGACGCGUGCGUGCAACUGGUUGCAGGGAGUUUCGAGUGCAAGAUCUGAAGGCCAUGGCUGGAAAUGUAGACGACAAAGAUUGGGAGAAGGCCAUGAGGCUUCUGAAUGAGCCGGGGACACUUACACUUGCGGGGGCUGGCAAGUUUCUGUACAAUCCUGGGAUGAGCUGAGAGCCAAGAGCCAUUCGGGGCUGG